GCGUGAGUUCACUCAUGUUUACAUUUGUUACGUCUUUCCCCUCAAUUCAAGACUUUUUGACGCCCGCGAAAACAACAACAUUUAAGAAAAAGAAAAGGCUUUUCACUUCGUGUGUCUGUGCGGGAACAAGGAGGACACCCUUUCAUUACGAGGCAGACACUGCUAGUGGACAAGAUGUGUCUCGUUGGUUCGUCUGCUGAGGAGUGUGACAGCAUUAAAGGGCUCUUGAGACCAAGAUUGUUGCAUUAAAGAGGUGACAAAGAAGACUGACAGGGACGGCAACAUUGUUGUCACAGAUGUGGGCUUAACAGUGCAGGAUGGGUCUACCUGUGGACAGCCCAGACAGAAACGAUGCGCAUAAAUACGAGCAGCACGGAGAUGGGGAGGGGGAGGGGGAGGGGGAGGGGGGUGAAAGCCAAAGUGAAGCCCGCAUCCACAUGCCCCCGCCCGUCAACCCGAAGAAGAGGAGAAAAGGCAAGAGAAGACUGUGGAUCAACCUCACCAACUGCAAAUAUGAAAGUGUGCGCCGUGCUGCUCGCAGAUACGGCCUGAGGGAGUCAGUGGAGGGUGAAGACUGGACGCUCUUCUGGACAGACUGCUCCGUGUCUUUAGACCGUGUGAAGGACAUGAAGCGGUACCAGAAGAUAAAUCAUUUCCCAGGGAUGAGUGAGAUCUGCCGCAAAGACUCGCUCGCAAGAAACAUGAACAGGAUGCUGAAGCUGUUCCCCAAAGACUAUAACAUCUUUCCCAGAACGUGGUGCCUUCCUGCAGACUACAGUGACUUCCAAGCUUUCACCAGGGCCAAAAAAAACAAAACCUACAUCUGCAAGCCAGAUACGGGUUGCCAAGGAAAAGGCAUCUUCAUAACCAAAUCAAGUAAAGACAUUCAACCUGGAGAACACAUGAUCUGCCAGGUUUACGUCUCAAAGCCUUUGAUUAUCAACGGGUACAAGUUUGACCUGCGUAUCUACGUGCUGGUGACGUCAUGCAACCCGUUCAGCAUAUUCAUGUUCAAAGAGGGACUGGCUCGCUUCUGCACCACCAAAUACAACGAGCCGACACACGGGAAUGUGGACGACGUGUGCAUGCAUCUCACAAACUACUCCAUCAACAAGAACAGUGAAAACUUUGUCCGUGACCAGGACACUGGAAGCAAAAGAAAGCUUUCCACCCUGAACAAACUCUUAGAGUCCAUCAGCUGCAACACGGACAAGAUGUGGAACGACAUCGAGGACGUGAUCAUAAAGACGCUGAUCUCCGCUCACCCCAUCCUGAAGCAUAAUUACCACACCUGCUUCCCCAACCACACCACCGGCAGCGCCUGCUUCGAGAUCCUCGGCUUCGACGUGCUGCUGGAUCACAAUCUCAGACCCUGGGUGCUGGAGGUGAAUCACUCCCCAAGUUUUACCACCGACUCCCAUCUGGACCGCGAGGUGAAGGACGCGCUGCUCUACGACACUCUGGUCCUCAUCAACUUGGGCGCCUGCGACCGCCGCAAGAUAACCAAGGAGGAGAGACGCAGGGUGAAGGACAGGCUGCAGCAAAACAGCUCCAGAGAGGCCAGGUCGGAGGAGCUCCGUCAGUGCCAGGCAGCCACUGUGGAGCAGAUGGAGAGGUACGAGGCCAAACACCUGGGAGGCUUCAGGAGGAUCUACCCCCAAGAGGGAGCAGAGAAAUACGACAAGUACUUCAAACACAGCAGCUCGCUCUUCCAGGAUACGGCGGCGUCCAAGGCCAGAGAGGAGUGUGCCAGGCAGCAGCUGCAGGAGCUGCGUCUGAAGCAGGAGCAGAACGAUAGAGACCAGAAGGGAGGCCGGAGGAAGGACCUGCAGGGGGAGACGGCGGGGGAGGGAUCCAAACCACAAAGACGAACACAGACACAGCCCCAAAAAUCAGACUCCGACCUGCAGCCGCCGCCUCUGUCCAGUGUGCCACUGGAUCCUGAAGCUGCAGAGGUCCAGGAGGUAAAGAAGCAGCAGGAGGUGGAAGAGGAGGAGGAGAGAGAGGCGGACGAAGAGGAGCGGGAGCGGCUGGAUGCUCUGCUCCGGAGGAAGAAACUGUUGCAGGACCUUGGUGUGGUGGAUCAGAUCCGCCAGCUGCUGCAGGUCCAGAGGAAAGGAGGGCGGGUCAACAAGGACGCCUGCAGCCACCUGCAGAGCAAACCGGCUCAUCCGAGACCGCAGAAGAGCAAGUUUGAUUCGUUCAAACAGUUUUCCCAACGGACGAAGCCACAGCCCUUCAGUCAGAUCUCAGGACAGCAACUUCACUCCCACAUGACUCAGCUCGGCGUUUGGUCCUCCACGGACCAGAGGAGCAUGAACGCCUCCGGCUUCCUGCAGAGCGAGGCCGAGAGCCACAACAGACCGGCAGAGAUGAGCAGGACCUUCAGCGCCCAGCGGGUACACUGGCCAGCGGCGGGCGGGCCUCUCUCUGUGAGGCAGGACGCCAUGAGCAGCUCCUACACCACCGACGCCAGGUCCCGUCCCGGCAUCCCGCUCAUAAACAACGUCCCGAGAGGAGGCCUCCGCUGCAGCUCCCUCGCGUCCCACGACCCCGCUGCCCUGCAGAGCCUGCUCGUCGUCUCCGCCCGUGCCCCCCUGGUCCGGAGGCCUGGCUUCUCUCACAUCGUAAGAAACUCCUCCCGCAGAGCCCCCCAGUACGGAAAAGGCCAGUGACCAUAAACCAGGAGCGAGGGGGCGGUGGGGGUGUCUGGAUUUAAUCCGCUCCUGGAUUAAGUGGAGCUCCGGGACGGGAGGAGAGCUAGAGGAGGAGAGGCCGUUAAAACUGUGAAAACACACAAACACACUGUGCCUGUGAUGGAAGUUUGAACAUGAAUUUUAUAUCUACUCCUGCAGUUCACGCUGCCUGCCACAAUAAAACCCUCCAGCAGAAACAACACAACCCACUGAGUGUGUGCUCACAUGUGAAAUAUUUACCUCUGAGGGUGAAUUAUGUCACAAAAAAAACAACAAUUUAGUGCCAAAUAAAAGCAGAAAAGCCUGAUUUUACACCACAGGAACUCUUCCUUCCUCUGUCCCUCAUUUCUGACUUUAACAUCAGCUGAAGCUCUGCUCAUUAAACAGAAUGCCAGUUAACAUUUCCAACCUCAUUGUACCAUAACCUGAGGGAUAUUGAAAUAUUUAAAGGCCUUCUGCUCCCUUUUUCCUCACACAUUUAUUUUUUUGAAUUCCUGUAUAGUUUUUUUUUGUUUUUUUGCACUGAUGUUAAUAAAGCAUCUUUUUUUUAAAUGUUCUUCAGUUUUAGUUUUCAGUCUCUACUUUUUAUUCAGGAUAUGUUUGUUUAUUAUUUUUGGAUAAUGCAGGAAUUAAAAAAAGUAUUUUUUAAGUCUCAAUAUUUUCUCACAUUUUUAUUUUGUUUUUGUUAGAAUUAGAGUUUUUACUGUUUGCUAAGUAAGGUCGCUCCUCUGGUUUCAUUCUGCAGCUCAUCACUGAGAUAAAGAAGUCGUAAAGUUUUACAACAUCCGCUGUCUUUUGUUCUGCUCACAGACUGAAGACAAAUCGAGACAAAACUUUCAAAUGAUCAACGAAAUGAUCUGAGCUGCUGCUUCAUCCUAUUGGACAAUAAAACCCUGCACGUUUA
Molecule: messenger RNA, 3600 nt
Organism: Labrus mixtus (cuckoo wrasse)
Lineage: Eukaryota; Metazoa; Chordata; Actinopteri; Labriformes; Labridae
Gene: ttll6
Product: tubulin tyrosine ligase-like family, member 6
Exons: 17
Coding region: 318-2675 (785 amino acids)
Biological process (GO): microtubule cytoskeleton organization; protein polyglutamylation
Cellular component (GO): cilium
Molecular function (GO): tubulin-glutamic acid ligase activity; tubulin binding
Source: RefSeq, a predicted model, not a curated record